Molecule: messenger RNA, 1462 nt
Organism: Arachis duranensis
Lineage: Eukaryota; Viridiplantae; Streptophyta; Magnoliopsida; Fabales; Fabaceae
Product: mitogen-activated protein kinase homolog MMK2
Exons: 6
Coding region: 33-1187 (384 amino acids)
Biological process (GO): protein phosphorylation; intracellular signal transduction
Cellular component (GO): cytoplasm; nucleus
Molecular function (GO): MAP kinase activity; ATP binding
Source: RefSeq, a predicted model, not a curated record
GAGCGUAGAAACAAGAGUACCAAAUUUGAGAAAUGGUGAGGAAAGAGAAAGAGUCAAUUGGAAGUGCCGGUGCCGGUGCCGGUGCCGAUGAGGGUAAUAUUACGGGGGUUCGCACUCACGGAGGUCGCUACGUCAAGUACAAUCUGUACGGAAAAUUCUUCGAACUUCCCGCCAAAUAUGUACCUCCUAUUCGCCCCAUUGGUCGAGGCGCUUAUGGCCUCGUCUGUGCUGCUGUUAAUUCAGAGACUCGGGAAGAAGUUGCCAUCAAGAAGAUUGCUGAUGCCUUUGACAGUCUUACCAAUGCCAAGAGGACUUUGAGGGAGAUUCUUCUUCUUCGCCACAUGGACCACGAAAAUAUCAUUGCCAUUAAGGAUAUCAUUCGACCUCCUAAGAAGGACACCUUCAACGAUAUCUACAUUGUCUCUGACUUGAUGGACAUUGAUCUGUACCACGUUCUUCGUUCUGAUCAACCUCUUAACCAUGACCACUCUCAGUACUUUUUAUACCAGCUCUUACGGGGACUGAAAUAUGUGCAUUCCGCUAAUGUCUUGCAUCGUGAUCUUAAGCCUAGUAAUAUACUUCUCAAUGCAAAUUGUGACCUUAAAAUUGCAGACUUUGGCCUCGCAAGGACCACAUCCGAAACCGAUUUCAUGACUGAAUAUGUUGUCACCCGAUGGUACCGUGCCCCUGAAUUACUCCUUAACUGUUCUGAUUACACCGCCGCGAUUGAUGUGUGGUCUGUUGGUUGCAUAUUUGGUGAAAUUAUGACUAGAGAACCUUUGUUCCCCGGGAAGGAUUAUGUUCAUCAAUUAAGGCUUAUAACAGAGUUAAUAGGUUCACCUGAUGAUGCCAGCCUUGGAUUUCUCCGAAGUGAAAAUGCCAAAAGGUAUGUUAGACAGCUUCCGCAAUGUAGGAAGCAAAAAUUCUCUGCCAGAUUCCCUAAUAUGUCUGCGGAUGCAUUGGACUUGCUAGAAAAAAUGCUUAUAUUUGAUCCCAACAAACGCAUCACAGUUGAUGAGGCACUUAGUCACCCAUAUCUUUCAUCACUUCAUGACAUAAAUGAUGAGCCAGUUGGUCCUAGGCCAUUCAGCUUUGAUUUUGAGCACCCAUCAUACACCGUAGAGCACAUGAAGGAUCUUAUAUGGAGGGAAGCAGUGAAGUUCAAUCCAGAUCCUCCAGGUCCUUAGUUGGACAAAGUACAAAAUUUAACACAAAAAGCUUCUUUCAUCUUAGGUAUGGUUCUCAUGUGAUCAGGUGGAAAAAGAACCAAGUCCUUGGGAGAGCAUAUAUGCAGUAUUUCUUAUUUGGAUGUUUAAUUCUAAAGGAAGAAGCAUGAUGCCUCCCUGAGGAAUAUCGUUAGCAUUUUUCAAUGAAUGAACCUCAGCGCGAAGAGAAAAGUUGUAGUUAAGCGAAAAAGCAAAAAGUAAAUCCUUCCUACGCAUAUACUCCCAAUUGAUGCAAA